CGGAUGGUUGGACCAGGUGAUCUUGGAGGUCUUUUCCAGCCUUAACAAUUCCCCGACUCUGAUUUCAGGGACAGGAGAGAAGAUGGCUGGAGGCAGAUGUGACAGGGUGAACAGAGGUUUAGGGGUGAGAGAACAGGAGAUGGACAUAACAGGAGACCGAGGAGGUGGCACAGUGGAAGCAGGAGAGAAGAGUUUAAAUUUAGGGGAAGAUGAGGCAAGGAAGGGAACUGAGAUUUGUAAAUCCUAAAUUCUCUCAGCAAAAACAGUCUGGACAGGAUCCUCACCCCUAUAUCCCCAUGUCUCUGAUGCCUCAGAGCACUGGCCGUCGUCAUGAGCCUGUAGCCAUCCACCAUGUGCUGCAGUCGAUUAAUACCUGUGAUCAGAAUCUGAACCGAUGCUGUGAAAUAAUAGAAAUGAACUCUGUGAUUCAAGGGCAGCUCUUCACAAUCCUCAAUGAAACGUCUCGAGAAGGUGGGCAUUAUGCAGGUGUAGAAACAAUAAAAACUCGUCUUCUGCCAUGGCUAGGAACUUGUUUUUCCUGUGCUACUUCAGGAGGGCUCUUUGAAAGUGGCCUCUCUUUCAUUCAGGAUUCGGUUGAGAAAGAGAGGCAGCUGAGGCAACUGGCCACCAGUCAGACUUUCCAGCUGCAGGAGCUUCAGGAAGAUCUCACUUCAACGCGUCUAGGGCUCAACCAUGUGCAUCAAGAUCUGAAGGAUUCCCGUGCCCGAGAGGAGGACUCUCUGAGGAAGUUAGAUCGUUGGAAUGAUUAUGAGCAGCAGAUUCAAAUGCUGCGGGAUGAGAUUUCUAUCCUGGAUGCCCAAAAGUCUGUUCUCCAGAGCAGACUUGCGCGGAGCCGCUCUCCUUCCCCAAGACGCAGCAGGUCGCCCAGUCCGCUUCCCUUGAGGAGCUGCUCACCUGGCCGAGCCAGGCGGACAAACGCUUCCCGUCACGCCUGCCUGGUAGCUCGCUUCGGUGACAUCUAUGCUCAUGAACGCUUGGAUGCAGAGACCCUUCUGAGGACAUACAUCACUGACAAAGAGAUGGUGCAGAGGAUAAUAUACACUGCAGCUGUGGAGUCUUUCCAAGCAGCGAAGAUGGCCUACAGGCAAUUCAAAAUGCGUGUAAGAAAGACUCUGUCUUUAGGUCACACAGGGCUUGAGUCACUUGAAGACACUGUCCUGGAUUAUAUAGUUCGCCAUGAGGAUCUGUACGAUGUUCAAGCCAGUGUCAAUGAAGUAAUUCGCUCCAUGAACAUGAACCCAAAGAUUUCAUUCCCACCAGAAGUCGAUUUCAUUGUGAUCAGCAGUUUGAUUCGAGAGCUCUGCCGUGUGGCUUUUUCAAUGCAGACCCUCAUCCCUCCUCUUGAUAUUGCCUUUGGUAUGGAUGGCGAACUCUUCAGUGAGACCAAGUACCAUCGUAGUUUGGACUCUGAUUUCACAGCUGCUUUGGUGGCCUAUCAUGUAUGGCCUGCUUUGAUGGAAAAUGAUGUUGUAAUUGUGAAGGGAGAGGCAGUCACCAAAAGAGGAGCUCUGUGGUCUCGCAGGAGCAGAAGUAGAAGCAGAAGCCGGAGCUGUAGCGUGAGUCCUCUUCUAUCUCAUUUAUCUCGAAGCCGCAGUCCUUCACCACUGAGGAGCGGAAGCCCAAGACAUUAAGAUAACUGGAUAAGUUUCUGUGAUUCUGUACAUCUGGAUCCAUCGACUUUGCUGGUGCCUCCUCCUCUUCAAGGAAUACCUCAAAUGUAACAAUGUGAAUGGCAAUUGUCCCUCCAAAAGGAGCGUUAUAUGUUGUGUGUUUUUUGUGUGUAUUUGUUAUUAUAGAAGGCUUAUUUAGGACUUUAGAAAUUAAUUCAACCCUUUGAUUUAAACAAAACAACAA
This is a messenger RNA of Cygnus olor (mute swan), 1875 nucleotides long. It is a transcript of the gene SPATA18, whose product is annotated as spermatogenesis associated 18. Gene Ontology annotation, biological process: mitophagy by internal vacuole formation; mitochondrial protein catabolic process. The coding region runs from base 210 to 1652 and encodes 480 amino acids. The record is from RefSeq and is a predicted model, not a curated record. Gene Ontology annotation, cellular component: mitochondrial outer membrane. The transcript is spliced from 12 exons. NCBI's taxonomy places the organism in Eukaryota, Metazoa, Chordata, Aves, Anseriformes, Anatidae.